This is a messenger RNA of Trypanosoma grayi, 408 nucleotides long. RefSeq lists its product as hypothetical. The transcript has a single exon. Bases 1 to 408 code for a protein of 135 amino acids. The record is from RefSeq and is a predicted model, not a curated record. NCBI's taxonomy places the organism in Eukaryota, Euglenozoa, Kinetoplastea, Trypanosomatida, Trypanosomatidae.
AUGCGUCGCCGUGGUGCCCGCCGGCACGUACGCAAAGUCAUGCUGUGGUGGCAGCUGCAGCUUCGCGUACGGCGUCUCGCACUCGAGCUGCACGCUGAAGCUGCCACGGCCGACGACCGUCACCUCAAUCACAUCGCGCACCUCAACCAGCUCUGUGGGCCGGAAGCGCACCUCAAGGUCGAAGGCCAUGCCGCUGCUGAGCUGCACUGGAUCUGGGAAGGCCAUGAAGAAGGUCGACUUCCGCAGCGGCUGUUUAUACUCUAUUGUCUGUGUUCGGGCAUCUACAUUCCUGAUUCUUAUGUUCCGCACGUAUUCGUUGUCAGGCUCCCAGUUCCGCCACACAACGCGGCCAACGCAGUCAACGCCAAGCUUGCGUCUGCGCUGCUCCCGGCUGCCCGCAACGCUUGA